Messenger RNA from Agrilus planipennis (emerald ash borer), 1155 nucleotides. RefSeq names its product ribulose-phosphate 3-epimerase (gene Rpe). Bases 266 to 955 code for a protein of 229 amino acids. NCBI's taxonomy places the organism in Eukaryota, Metazoa, Arthropoda, Insecta, Coleoptera, Buprestidae. Gene Ontology annotation, cellular component: cytosol. Gene Ontology annotation, biological process: carbohydrate metabolic process; pentose-phosphate shunt; pentose-phosphate shunt, non-oxidative branch. Gene Ontology annotation, molecular function: D-ribulose-phosphate 3-epimerase activity; metal ion binding. The record is from RefSeq and is a predicted model, not a curated record. The transcript is spliced from 3 exons.
UCAAAUUAGUGUAACCUCACUUAUUCUUUCCAGUACAAGUACAAAUGUUUUAACGUUAUAAUUAUUUUAUUUUUAACAUAUUUAAUAAAACGAAAUUACUUGAAGUAUCUACUGUGCUUAAAAGCGGAGCAAUUACAAAAAUAAUAAAAUAAUAUGGAAAACUGUCGCCAAUUACGGUAAAGUUUAAAGGUCAAGAGCGGACGUUUCUACCAAGAUAUUGUAAAAGGUCAUGUUCCUUAUCAUUUGCAAUUCAAAUUGAGUUAAAAUGAUGACAAGACAACCUCUUAGGUGUAAAAUCGGUCCAUCUAUUUUAAAUUCGGAUUUGUCUCAAUUGUAUGUGGAAUCCCAAAGACUGUUAGAUAAUGGAGCAGAUUAUUUGCAUUUGGAUGUUAUGGAUGGUCAUUUCGUACCUAAUUUAACUUUCGGUCAUCCGAUAGUUAAGUGUUUAAGAAAUAAAAUUAAAACAGCAUUUUUUGAGACUCAUAUGAUGGUCUCUAAUCCCGAACAGUGGAUUGAACCUAUGGCAGAUGCUGGAGUUAAUUUAUACACAUUCCAUAUAGAACCUGUAAAGGAAAUUCCAAAGACUUGUAGAAAGAUAAGGGAAGCUGGAAUGAAAGUUGGAUUGGCAUUAAAGCCAGCAACUGGUAUUGAGGAUGUUAGGCAGUUUAUAGACUUAGCUGAUGUAAUAUUGAUAAUGACUGUUGAGCCGGGAUUUGGAGGGCAAAAAUUUAUGAAAGAUAUGAUGCCAAAGGUGCAGUGGCUGAGACAUAAUUAUCCACUUUUAGAUGUUGGGGUUGAUGGAGGUGUAGGGCCCAAUACAAUUACAGCAUGUGCUGAGGCUGGGGCAAAUAUGAUUGUGUCUGGUACAGCAGUAAUUAAUUCUAGAGAUCAAAGAUCUGUCAUAGCAGGUCUCCGAGAGGUGGUAGAAAGUUCUAUUCAUAAAUGCAAUGUUUAAUCAGUUCAAAAAAUUGUUGCAAAAAACAUUUAUAAAGGUCUUUGCUCAAUACAACAUUAUCAGUUUCCUUAUAUUUUGGCAUGUAUGUUAAAAUUUUAAUCCAUUAAUGAUGUUUUGUUUUUGUUAAAUUUUAAAUAAUUAGACAUUCCUUUUACAUAUUCUUGUUUUGAUGGAUGAGAAAUAUCAAUAGCAAUUUUGUC